AUGGCAACAGAUACAAAACUCAACAAAAAUAUUUCCAAUGAGGCUGAAAACCAAUCACCGGAACUACUGCAGCAGACCCAAAAACAAGCCAAUGAAAUCCUGGAAAUAAUUACAGACAAUAUCAAUAAGGUUAUUGACCGCCAAGAAAAACUCGAACAUUUGAACACUGCCGAUGCCAUAAAAACCCAAGCUGACACAUUUAAAACAAAUGGUGUUACAUUGAGACGGAAAAUGUGGUGGUCUCGCAUGAAGACCAACAUUAUUAUUGCCAUUGUAAUCGCAAUAGUUGUGGUUAUAUUAAUAG
Messenger RNA from Musca vetustissima, 304 nucleotides. Its product is annotated as vesicle-associated membrane protein 1-like. Gene Ontology annotation, cellular component: plasma membrane; SNARE complex. The transcript is spliced from 2 exons. Gene Ontology annotation, biological process: vesicle fusion; vesicle-mediated transport. Gene Ontology annotation, molecular function: SNAP receptor activity; syntaxin binding. The record is from RefSeq and is a predicted model, not a curated record. The annotation marks the transcript as partial. Lineage: Eukaryota; Metazoa; Arthropoda; Insecta; Diptera; Muscidae.